GCACAGGGCCAUGGCCCUCACUUAUUUCAGCAUCAUUUGAGCUGGUUUCCGGUGUCUGCUGUAUGGUGUCUGCUUUCAGUCUCCAUCCAAAACAGGAGUCAUUCGUCUCUGGCUGGGAGAAGUGUCAUGCAAUUCCUUGAUUGCAUCAUGCCUGCCGGUAGGUGUUGAAGGCUCAAGGGCCUGUGGUAGCAGCGCCUGGGUGGGGCUGCAUUUGUUGGCAAGGUUUUUGGUGUGGAUCUGAGAAGUCGGAGGUGGAAUUUGGAUCCCAGAGGCCAAUGUUUUGCUGCCCUGGACUUAAUCAGUGAGUGUAUAAGUUAGUGUCAUUGCCGGGAAAUUGAAGUUGACUUGAGAAUAAUCUUCAGGGGAUACCGUAACGAAGAGCGCGUAGGAUUUGGCCAUUAUCAUAGCAGGAGUUGUGGAGACUGUAGAGCUGAACGAGCAUGCGAUAAUUUGGAGUCUUAGGUUGCGGCGUCGAACAGUGAGGGUGGUGUUCAUUCCGACAAUCAACUGUGCGAAGAGAUGUUUGGCCGAGCAGCAGCUAACACAAGGAUGAGGGGCCGCAAUGAUGGCGGUGCCCAGAAGCGCCGUGUGUUGGUCACGGUGUGCACUUUGUUGCUCAUGUUUUCACUUAUCUCUUUAUACCACGGGUCUUUCUUCAGCAAUCGCAGAAACAAGCUCGCUGUUCCAGACAGCUUUGAUCCCACUGCUUCAAGUUGGUCCGCUAAUCUCGCAGCUGACCCUAAGGAGGGUGCGGCUGAUAAAGAUAGGCUGUCGGAGAAGAUUGAUACCAAUGGUGAUGGAUCUGAAUCUUUUGAGGUUGAGCAAUCAGAGGAUGAAACCGCAUCCGACGGUGAUACGUCGAAAGUGUUACCCGUGUGCGACGCUCAGUAUACUGAGAUCAUUCCUUGUUUGGACCUCAAAAUGAAUAAGAAAUUAAAGUUGAAGCUCAACCACUCUGUCAUGGAGCAUUACGAGAGACACUGCCCUCCUCAAGAGCACCGACUCCAAUGCUUGAUUCCUCCUCCUCCCAAUUACAAGGUGCCCAUCAGAUGGCCUAAAAGCAGAGACGAGGUCUGGCAGUCCAACGUGCCCCAUACAUUUUUAGCAACUGAAAAGUCCGACCAGCAUUGGAUGGUUGUGAAUGGUCAGAAAGUGAAUUUCCCAGGUGGUGGCACGCAUUUUCCCAACGGCGCGGACAAAUACAUUUCGUCUGUUGCCAAGAUGUUGAAGAACGAGGAAGGUAACCUCAGCAUGGAUGGAAGCAUCAGGACUGUGCUUGAUGUAGGCUGCGGAGUCGCAAGCUUUGGUGCUUAUUUGUUGCCCUUGGAGAUUAUUGCUAUGUCGUUGGCGCCUAAUGAUGUGCACCAGAACCAAAUCCAGUUUGCCCUCGAAAGGGGUAUUCCUGCUACUCUUGGUGUUCUAGGGACAAAGCGUCUACCAUAUCCUAGUAAAUCGUUUGAUCUGGCUCACUGUUCUCGUUGUCGAAUCGAGUGGCACCAGCGGGAUGGAAUUCUUCUUUUGGAAGUGGACAGACUCUUGAGACCUGGUGGAUACUUUGUCUGGUCUGCUCCUCCAGCUUAUCGUGAGGAUCCCGAAAGCCGUCAAAUCUGGAAGGAGAUGUCUGAGCUUGUGCAGAACAUGUGUUGGACGGUAGCUGCCCACCAAGAUCAAACUGUCAUCUGGCAAAAACCGCUUACCAAUGAGUGUUAUGAGAAAAGACCUGAGGAUACAUUACCUCCACUGUGCAAGACAAGUGAUCCGGAUAGUGCCUGGGAGGUGCCCAUGGAGGCUUGCAUUACUCCUCUUACAGAUGAAGCUCACAAUAUUGAGCCAUGGCCCAAAAGAAUGGUUGCCCCUUCGCCCCGACUGAAAGGACUGAGAAUUGACGAGAAGACGUAUCUAACCGACACUAAUACAUGGAAGAGAAGAGUCGAUUUCUAUUGGAGCUCCCUGAAGGAUGCUCUCCAAGUAGAGCAGAACAGUGUACGGAACAUCAUGGACAUGAAAGCAAAUUAUGGAGGUUUUGCAGCAGCUCUAAAGGAGAAAGACCUGCCUGUCUGGGUUAUGAAUGUCGUGCCAUCGUCCGGUGCUAAUUCAUUGGGCCUUGUCUAUGAUCGGGGUUUCAUUGGAUCCCUCCACAACUGGUGUGAAGCUUUUUCGACAUACCCGCGCACAUACGAUCUGCUGCAUGCAUGGACUGUAUUCUCAGAUAUUGAGGAUAAAAACUGCAGAAUUAAAGAUCUUUUGUUGGAGAUGGACCGGAUUUUGCGUCCCAUGGGCAUUGUUAUUAUUCGAGAUAGGUCAGAUACAGUUGACCGAGUAAGCAAGUACCUCACAGCUUUGCGCUGGUCUAACUGGCAUCAUGUGGUCGACGCUGAAGAGGACGACCUAUCACUUGGUGAGGAGAAGAUCCUAUUCGCAAGGAAGGAACUGUGGCAACCUGAAGACGUUUUGUGAUGUUCUGGGCCUUGAUUGCAUUGCUUCAGUCCACGAACGUUUUUGAAGAUGAGCAUGUGCAAUGUAUUUUUAGGGUUCUAGAUGAUAUUUGGGAUGCGGCCCUGAGCCUGGUAAAAUUAACACAGAUUGAUGGUGGUGCUCACACUGUAAGAACAUGACGCCAGCAACGUGCUUGUAGGGACCUGGUCUUUGGGCUGCAGACAUUUUUGUUGCUUACAUCUGCUUAGCCUGGUGUUUGCUGGCCUUGACAACCAGAAAAUCUUAGAAAGACUACACACGUCGAAUGACUAACUGUUAGGUAAUGAUGAUGAUGAGAAGAGAUGGCAUCCCUUUUUUUACUGGUUACUCUAUUGCUCUAUGUUGAUUGAAGCUCAAGAAUGAAGAACCGUAGUUAAUACCCGAAAAAGGCAGGGUAGGUUUAUAAGACAUGCUUGCCUCGCAAGUUGUCACAAAGUAUGUAUACUUUUCAUGAUUGCUCAGCUCUUGUGAGCACUUGGUUGCCUUCUUGAGUUUUUACAGCUCAUUCUUCGUAGGUUCAGAUAGUUCAGAAAGAGACUGGAGUAAGUGCUUAACUUCAUUCUUACAGGAUGGCGAAUUGCUGGAAAGAUUCUAAGAU
Physcomitrium patens is the source of this 3073-nucleotide messenger RNA. The record is from RefSeq and is a predicted model, not a curated record. NCBI's taxonomy places the organism in Eukaryota, Viridiplantae, Streptophyta, Bryopsida, Funariales, Funariaceae.